Messenger RNA from Vitis vinifera (wine grape), 1084 nucleotides. Its product is annotated as cytochrome P450 CYP82J17-like. Gene Ontology annotation, molecular function: oxidoreductase activity, acting on paired donors, with incorporation or reduction of molecular oxygen; heme binding; monooxygenase activity. The record is from RefSeq and is a predicted model, not a curated record. The coding region runs from base 1 to 1011 and encodes 336 amino acids. Gene Ontology annotation, biological process: defense response to other organism. NCBI's taxonomy places the organism in Eukaryota, Viridiplantae, Streptophyta, Magnoliopsida, Vitales, Vitaceae. The transcript has 2 exons.
AUGAGUGAAUGGUUUCAACACCUCAGCUUCAAUAUAGUCCUAAAGAUGAUCGCAGGGAAGAAGUAUUUCAAUACUUCUGGCCAUGGAAACGAGGAAGCAAGGCGGGCCAUAGCAACAAUUCAGGAAUUCCUGUCUCUAGCGGGGGCCUUUGUUUUGUCGGAUGCCAUUCCAGGUGUAGAAUGGAUGGAUUCACAAGGGUAUUUGGGGUCGAUGAAGCGGGUGGCGAAGGAAGUGGACUCUCUUGUGGGAGGUUGGGUGGAAGAACAUGAGAUGAGGCUCAACAGCGAGGGCAGCAAGAGGCAGGAUUUAAUUGAUGUGAUGCUAUCGGUGCUUGAAGACACUUCCAUGUUUGGCCAUUCAAGGGAAACAGUCAUCAAGGCAACAGUAAUGACUCUCAUGGUGGGAGGCACUGACACUGUGGCUACAACCUCCACAUGGCUUCUGUCUGCAUUAUUAAACAAUAAACAUGCUUUGAAGCGUGCUCAAGAGGAGCUAGAUCUAAAAGUUGGUAGAGGCAGGUGGGUGGAAGAAUCGGAUAUUCCAAACCUGCAUUACCUUCAAGCCGUUAUCAAGGAAACCCUGAGGCUAUACACAGCAGCUCCUCUAUCUGUGCCACACGAAGCCAUGGAAGACUGUCAUGUUGCUGGCUACCACAUUCCAAAAGGCACCCGCUUGUUCGUGAAUGCGUGGAAGUUGCACCGUGACCCAAGUGUCUGGUCCGACCCUGAAGAUUUUCAGCCCGAGAGGUUUCUGACAAGCCAUGCAGAUUUAGAUGUUUUGGGGCAGCAUUUUGAGCUCAUCCCAUUUGGUUCUGGUAGAAGAUCUUGCCCAGGGAUCACCAUGGCCUUAAAAUUGUUACACUUGGUGAUUGGUCGGCUGCUUCAAGGGUUUGACUUAUCGACACCAUUGAACGCUCCGGUGGACAUGAGAGAAGGCCUGAGUAUUAUCUUGGCUAAGGUGACUCCUCUGGAAGUCAUGCUCACCCCACGCCUUCCUUCUCAAUUCUAUUAGUGUUGGCUGCUAUCGAUGUGAUCUCUUUGUGAUGUGGGAUUCUCUGAACCUAUAAGCAGAGACGUACAAAACC